Molecule: messenger RNA, 2447 nt
Organism: Patiria miniata (bat star)
Lineage: Eukaryota; Metazoa; Echinodermata; Asteroidea; Valvatida; Asterinidae
Product: rho GTPase-activating protein gacK-like
Exons: 6
Coding region: 210-1598 (462 amino acids)
Source: RefSeq, a predicted model, not a curated record
CCAGUGUCAACAGUCUGUCAUCCAAGCUAGCUAUAAGAGCCGCGCUGCGACUGGGGUCCAGCUCACAACCCACUGAGCUGAAGCACGGAACGCACGCACAAGAACUCGGCUAGAAUCGGAACUAAGUGGCAGCUUACUUUGGAAGUGUGCAGCAAGAAAAUUUCUAAACGUUGGUGACAGAGACUAUUACAUUCAACUUUUAUCUAAGGAUGGAUCCUCGAGGAAACACGCGAUUUAACGCGAGACUACGGCUCCCACUACGCCACAAGAAAAGGAGGCCACUGGCACAAACCGUUCCAGACCUCGACCAUGAGCCGCCCCCUUCUUACAGCGAGUGCUCCGCCUACUUCUACGCGCCCCCUUCCUACGAAGAGUCCGUUAGUGGUGGCAGCGCCCGCAGCGGCGGAAGACCCGUCGAGCGGCGACACAGCGUCAACCGGAUGAGCUGGGGCAGCGACACAUCGACGUCGUCGUCAGAAUCCUCCUCCUCCGCCCACUCAACGGCAUCUGCCACGCCCACCUCUUCGUCGUCCUCCUCCUCCCACAUUACCCCCACGGCUCCGCCCGGGCCAUCACCGCCCUUGGCAACCUCGUGCGCGACGUCAUCUUCCGCGCUUUCGCUGUGGUUGUCGUCGGUAUCGUCAACCUUGAGCUCACCAAGGAGUGUCGAGAAUCUUUCAGGACUCAGGCACAGGUGUGCGAGUUCAGACUCCAUCGUCAGCACGUCAGUUUCGUCAUCCCCUGACGUCAUCACCAGAAUCCAGCCGCGCUUGCGCAGUUGGACGCAGUGCGUGCGAUGGGUGAUCCAGUACACGCUGGAAGGGAACUUCAAAUCCACAGUGGCGCACUUCCAAUGUCUCGUAAACGAAGGUCUGCGCGUUUGUCGACAGCACGAGUCAGACACCGAAGCCUACCCCAUCCGUCUCGCCUCCCUCCGCGUCCCCAGACCCACGGUACUCAGUCUCAAGACCUGGAUCGAGUUCAUCCUCUGCGUGGGGUUCAAAUUCUCCCAAAGUCACGUCAACAACUUCAACCACAACAACAACAACAACAGUGAUGAUGCUGGUCAUCAGUACAACUUCUUGGCCAGAAUCUUGGAGAAUGCAAACAACAACAACAACAACAACGGCAAUACUGGGGACGAAUUGGGAGAGUUGUGCGUGAUCGUACCACGUGGUCUGGCACCUCGACGACUGAUGAAACACCGCGAUGUCUUGACCGGCUUGCUUGAACUUCCUUACAACGCUAUUAAGACAGCGGCCAACAUGUCGAGGACAGAAACGGAGCGAAUUAUUGCCCUUUUGACACCUCUCAUCCAGUCCUCUCAUGACACCUCGUCACCUACUGCAAACCACGCCCCUUCCUGGCACCACGCCCAGUCCGGAGACCACGCCCUGUCUCUAGACCACGCCCUGGUCCGGUCCGUCUGGGACGUGCACCGCCGCCCGGGUUUCCUCCUCCAGUCCCUGGGCUUCACCGUGUCUCGUCGCGGGGGCGGCGAGGCCGGCGGGAGAUGCCUGACGGUACCCGCGGGCGAGGCGGCGACGCGACGGUUCCAACUGGCCAAGGAUAUCUUGGAAAUGUUCCUCCGAACCUGACUUUCCGAAGUUCUAGAUCCUCAUACUGUGCCAAAUAAGACUAACUUGAUUCCCUCAUCUAACGUAUGAUUAAAGUAAACUGUAUUUUAAAAGGGAGAAAACAGAUUUUCUAAAAAAUCGUAAUCUACAAUCUUCCAAAACAUUUAUGGUUUCCACUUUUUUGCUACUACUAGCGAUAUAAAUUGAUAAUUGCAAGGAGGCGCAGGACGCUUCUUUUAUUAAUCAAAGUUUUAAUUUAUCUAAUUUGCUACUUAUUUUUGGCCGAUGCCUCAUUGGAAAAUUAAAACUAUUAUCUGAUGUUAAAUACAGAACUUGAGUUUGAAAACUUACCGUUUCGGGCCGCACACUCAAACAGCACGUGAUAGCACCAAUAGACUAAUUACCUAUUUAAUCAAGGGCUGGCUCGUUCAACAAAACGUGAAAGUGGUUGCUUUUUCAGAAACGCGCAGGAUCGUGCAUUUUGGCAAAGCUUGGUGCCACAUUUUUAACACAGUUUCACACACAAACGGUGCCCUAUAAGUGCCUUUAUGUAUAGGCCUAAAAUAAAUCGAUUAUUUUGCAAUGGAAUAAAUGAUAACAAUGUAAUCAAAAACAUAAACAAGUUCGCAAAUUAUCUAUUACAAAUAAAAUUUAAUUGCUUUUUUUUUACUGAAUUGCUAUGCUAGUUAUUUUAUUAAAUCAAUUGCAUAUGUACUGUCGACACUUGAAAACUUGUCUACAGCAUGCGUUUCGUAAUUAGCAAUUUGAAACAGUUGAAUUCAUGUAUAUUUAUUUAAAAUGUAAGGCUGAAGCAAAUAAAAAAAGAUCAAGUUCUUAAUAAAUUUGGAAACUUUCCUUGUUUUAUGUUUA